Messenger RNA from Cheilinus undulatus (humphead wrasse), 4527 nucleotides. RefSeq names its product telomere repeat binding bouquet formation protein 1 (gene terb1). Gene Ontology annotation, molecular function: protein binding. The transcript is spliced from 20 exons. The coding region runs from base 198 to 2687 and encodes 829 amino acids. Lineage: Eukaryota; Metazoa; Chordata; Actinopteri; Labriformes; Labridae. The record is from RefSeq and is a predicted model, not a curated record. Gene Ontology annotation, biological process: meiotic attachment of telomere to nuclear envelope; homologous chromosome pairing at meiosis.
CGUCAUCGGCAGUUAACUAUUGCUAGCAUAUUGCUAACAAAUUAGAGACCAAAUUUUCGCUACCUCUCUGAACAGUACAAGUGCCUUUUACCGACGAAAUACAGAUAUGUUAGAUGUGUUGAACUAGACUUAUUAUUCUUGUAUAGUUAUUUAGAUAAGGUGACUUUUCAAUGUUAUUUACAAACUAGUAAGUUACGAUGGAUAAAACCGGGGAUACCAGCAGUAGUCGAAAUAAUACAAGGACAGAUCUCAGUCUGCUGCUUGAGUGUCUGAAGUUUCAGAUGAAGUGUCCUGAUUUGCAGAAACAGGCUCUCCUCGCCAUACACUCAAUCUGUGAAAACAGAGAGGAUAAUGUUGACAUCCUGAGACAAAUGGGAGGUGUAGCUUUCAUAUACAACCUCUACAAGUCCAGUUGUGUUCAUUCAGAUGUGAAGGAGACUGCACUUUUUACUCUGGGAACCCUGGCAGAGGCCAAUGUUUACUGCAAGAAUUCUCUGUGCAGAAAGGAGACAUUUGCAGACCUUGCUGGUUUGUUGAUGAAAGAAGAAGUCCCACUGACACAGAAGAGAGUUUCUGUCUAUUUGCUGUCUGUGUUUGUGGCCAACAACAAGUCGGGACAAACUUUAGCCCAAACCACUGGCUGCUUGGAUAUUCUUCUGGACCUCUUCAGGACCACUUUCCCCCUUGCCACAGAGGCCAAUUUGAGAGCUGUCAAUGCUACUCAAAUCUAUCAGCUUUGGGCAUCUGUGUGUAGUGCUCUUUGUGGAUGUGUGAACAACCCUCAGAAUGAUGAGGGCCAGCGUAUUUGUGUUGUCGCUUUUCCCAUGAUAAAAAUCUGGCUUCAGCAGAUUGCUCUGUCAAGAACUGAGGUUUUCCAAUCUGUAUGCUCCUUCAUAGCAAUGACAGUUGCCAACAACCCUGGUGUUCAGGAGUGUUUUUCCGCUUCAGGGGGUCUGGACAGUCUCACUCUUGCAUUGGUUCAUCUGACCUCUGCAGCAGAUACAAGCUUGCUGUCCUGUCAGCUCUCUGUAACAACAUCCAAGACCCUUUCAGCCUGCAUCACAGAAAACCCUUCUCUAGCCUCAGGCCUGGCCAAGUAUGGCGUGGUUUCGCAUCUCCUUUUUCUGCUGGCUAGCCCACAUCUGGACCCUGAAGAAAGGCUCUCUGUGUUACUUACUCUGGGCCACUGCACUGUGGCCUCUGAAGAGCACCAGUUCCAGCUGGUACAGUGUGGAGGUUUGCCACUGAUCAUAACUUUACUCACAGAGGAUACAAGUGAGGAGGUUAGGAAGGCUGCUACAUUCAUACUGCAGACCUGCAAACAGGCCACUGUGUCUUUGGAAGUGCCCGGAUUGAUCAUGACACAGGACAAAAGUAAAAAUGUGAAGCCUGUCACUAGCAUGGAGGGCUUCAGGAACUCAGCUAAAGAGCUGCUGCGCCGGAUUGACCUGAUGGAGAAGAGCCAGGCAAAGGAGGCUGAAGAUGAGGGAGAUACAGAUGGAUCAUCUUUUACCAAAGGACUUGUCCCACCAUUUGCACCUCCAGCUUUACCUCUGUCCCUGCAGCAGAGAGAGAGCAUUAACACUGUCCUCACUGCUUAUAAAAAGACCAGCACUCCUAAGCAUGUAUAUGCAAAAGAUGAUUACAGUAUUGAGCAUCAUACUGCCAGAGGUAUGGUUGAGAAUGAGAGUGAAUGGAGACGCACGUGCUCUAGUGUAAGUGUGAAGGAAGAGAAGGCUAAACCCAGUGGAGAUAAUGUGUGGUGCACAGUGUGCAAAGGUACUAGAGCCCUGAUGACUUCCAAAAUGCAGCCACUAGAGGGAGACAGAGUGAAGCAAAUAACAUACAGGGCCACUUUUAAGCUCCCAGUGCCAUUGAAGAACAGUGUACAAGGGGAAACCAUGAAAGAAAAACAUGAUGAAGAAGAGUCACAGAACUGUGAGAUGAAUAAUACCAGAAAAGGAACGAUCCCAGUGAAAGAAUAUUCACUCCCUCAGAUGCGAUGUGCAGGUUGUGUGCUGCCUUUUGAGGAGGUGACCAGUCACACUUUUUCCUCCCUCCAAAGCUCCUGCCAGCACAGUUGUGACAUGCACAAGGUCCUCCAGGAGGCCUCAAAGCGUUUCAGAACUGCUCAGUGCCACCUUCUCUUCAACAGAGAGUACAAGGACAGCACCAUGGGGCAGGCCAACUCAUUAGCAGAGCCACAGAAAAGCAGGGGAAACUGGAGUGAGAUUUGCCUGACUCCCAGACAUAAAGCUGCAGGGAAAGGAAAGAGCUUCCUGCCAGGCAACAACUGGAAGAAGCACAAUGACAUCACUUUGACCCCGCUGCACAAAGGAGCAACAAAAGCAGUGAUUUCCUCACUCCACCCUUCAGGUCCAGGCUUGACUCCUCUGAAAAAGUCUCAUCAUCCUAAAGAGAGAAGAGAAGAAAAUGACAGCAGACUACCUGACCUUGAUGAUGAGAUGAAGACUCACACAGAUCAUGUUUCUACUAGGAGAACGAGAAAAGACUUCAGCCGUGAGGAGGUGCAUUACCUGCUCUGUGGAGUGAAGAAUUUUGGAUUCUCCUGGAACUCCAUCCUGUGGUCGUACCCGUUCCAACCCGGACGUACCAAUGUGGACCUUGCUGAUAAAUACAGACGGCUAAAGAAAGCUGGAGCAGCAAAUGUAGGUUCCUGGUCCUGAGAUCCUGAGGCACCAGCUUUUCAAUGUCUCUGAUGGAAUAAUCUAAAGCACCUUUACUUCCUUCUGUUGAGAACUUUUAUUAUAAUAAUCCAUAGAUUCCUUAAUCUAAUAUUGACAUAAUAUAUAGUAAUUAAUUUGUUUUUAGGGUUAGGUUUUAGAAAUGUUUAUGGUAGUAUUUCUUAAUGCAUCAGCAAAUACUGUUAAUUUUGUAAUUUAAACAUUUACAACAUUGAAACAGUUCUUCAGUUUUGUUGUCAGCACUUUCUUUGUCAAUAAACUUUUUAAUGAUUAAAACAGACUGCCAAACUAAGAAUUAAAACUACAGUCACAGUGCAAUAGAUAGAUACUUUAUUUAUCCCAAGUGAAAUUCAAGAAACUAAAUUCAUUAUACGUUAACUGUACAAAUCAUCAAUAUAGACUCAGACACAACUGAGGCUUUUCAUAUGAGGAAUUUUUGCAAGAUUAAGUGUUAUCUAGAAGUAAGACCUUUGUUUGAGUGCUAUCUUAUGUUGUUGCCCUGCUAUUGCAAUACUUAAUGAUGAAUCACCACAGCCCUGUUUUCACAAGUACAGUAAGUCUGCCAGAUUUGAUUGCAACAGCAUCAUGUGCUCAUAGGAUGUGGCAAUGAUGACAAGCUCACCUCCAAAAAACUUUGGCAGUCAUUCAUGACCAGUUUCUGUUAGAAUUCUUUCCAGUUCAGGUUACAUUGAAACGGUAAGCUUUUUAUUUUCACAUAGAAAUCAGUUAAGAUACUGUAACAUGUUUUCAUAAAGACAUAGAUAUUAUAGUGAUCUGACUUCCGUAAUCUAUGAAAAAGUGACGUUCAGUCCAGCAGACAUUACCAUACUAUCAGUUGUGUGAAAAUGGAAAUUUGAUAAUAAUAGUAAUAUUUAUAAAAAGCAUCCCUCUUCUUUCUUGAGACUCCAUCAACAAAGAGAGGGGGACUAUUUGUUUAUGGAGCUGAAGGGCUUAGGAAUGAGAGGAAUCACAAAUACUGCAAAUCAUGCUGCUUAUCUCUCUUAGCGUGUAUCUGAGAAGCUCUGCGAACUGUAUCUCCACCAAUGGCUAGCUCGACUGAGAUCACUGUCUGCAGAGGGCCUCUCCCACUCCACUGGGAUUCAUCAGCGUGCUACCAAAACUAUGGGACUCAACCGCCUGCCAUGCCCUGAGGCUUAUAGGCUUUUAAAGGUGUGGCUGGACAAGCAGGAAUAUUUAUUGGGAGUGGGGCUUAAUAUGAUUAUGACACAGUGGUGUACCACAAUGAUGUUCUAGUACGACUUUUGUCUUUUCAAGUUAAAUUGGGCAGCUGCACAUCUUAAAUCUUACUGACAGAAUAGCUCCCAGUUUGUUUUGCUGUGGUUUUUUCCUAAGUUUUAUCCAUUUCCUACACAAGCUGAAGUUGCGUCUCAUACCAAUCUACUGACUACUUUGUCAAGAUGUCGGGAUAGCGUUGCAGUAAAGGGGGUGGGGGGAUUGUGUGGUGGGAGAGGCAUGUGAGGAGCAGAUUUCUCAUGGACUGAAAUGCAGUCACACUAAAGACUUUUGACCCAGGCCCCCCGAAAACCUCCUUCCUCUGGAAAGAAUGUGGCUCCAUCCCCCCUCCCCUCCCCUUUCUCCUUCCCUCCCUCUCAUCCUCUCUCCCACAAGACUGUGAGAAGGCACUGUCUUUUCUUACAUGCUCUGUGCUGUGUUGGCUGGAAUUUGAUUUCCAUAUGUACACUGUGUUCCUCACAUGUAUACUGGCGUGUUGUUUGACAUGCCACAUAACGGAGAAAGCUCCAAUUGCUCCAUUACGUGCACUCAACAGAUGCAUGCUUUACAUUUUUCUGGGUUGGUUUAG